Messenger RNA from Nelumbo nucifera (sacred lotus), 2956 nucleotides. RefSeq names its product putative LRR receptor-like serine/threonine-protein kinase At4g37250. NCBI's taxonomy places the organism in Eukaryota, Viridiplantae, Streptophyta, Magnoliopsida, Proteales, Nelumbonaceae. Gene Ontology annotation, molecular function: ATP binding; protein kinase activity; protein binding. The record is from RefSeq and is a predicted model, not a curated record. Gene Ontology annotation, biological process: protein phosphorylation.
GAUCAUGAGAUCGCUACCAGAGACAGAGGAGAGGUUGAAAGUGUAACAACGACGGUGGGCAUUAAUCAUUUCUGUAGUCAAAUUUUUUUUUUUUUUUUCUAAUAAUAUGAGUGGAGCAGAUCAGAAAGUCUAGUCUGGUGAGCUGUUUGUGUAAUGCGAGCAGUUCGUUCAGUUUUCUUCCCCUCCUUUUUGCUUUUGUAAUACUCUCUCAUCACAUGGUCUUCCAGAUCAUUAGUCUCAGCUCUUAACCUAUUGUUUGUUUCUUGUAAAUCCCUUAUUGAUUCGGUCACCAAACAUUAAAACCAGAGUAGUAGGUACCAUUCUCCUCCUCUUUCCCUCUUUUUCUUCCCCGGGCUUGAAGUAGAGAUGGUGUUUCGGUUUCAGUUCGGGAAAGCAUGAGUUCCAGAAGCAUUAGGCUCCAUUUGCGGUGGAGCCUUACUGCACUUGUUCUCCUUCUUCUGGCUGUUCGAUCCCUUGGGCUAAACGCAGAUGGAGUUCUCUUGCUUUCUUUCAAGUACUCUGUUCUCAGCGAUCCUUUAUCUGCUUUACAGAGUUGGAAUUACGAAGACCAAGCGCCGUGCUCAUGGAACGGGAUUACGUGUACCAGAUUCGCAAUGCCCGGCACCGGCGAUACGUUACGCGUUACCAGCUUGGCUCUCCCAAAUUGUCAGCUACUGGGUACGACUCCACCCGAGCUGGGAAUGCUUGAACACCUCCAAUAUCUCGAUCUUUCGAAUAAUUUACUCAAUGGAUCCCUCCCCGCCUCGCUGUUCAAUGCCUCUGAGCUCCGGACACUCUCUCUUUCCAACAACGUAAUUUCAGGCGCAUUGCCGGAGACAAUCGGAGGGCUGAAGAACCUUGAGUUUCUUAACCUUUCUGCUAAUGCCUUGGCGGGAAAGAUUCCUCAGAACCUCACUGCUCUUCGAAAUCUUACUGUCGUUUCCUUGAGCAACAAUUACUUCUCUGGCGGUGUUCCAAGUGUGUUCGAAGCCGUUCAAGUUCUAGAUCUGUCUUCCAAUCUGAUUAACGGGUCGUUUCCAUCAGAUUUCGGUGGAGUUAGCCUCCGUUACUUGAACCUCUCGUACAAUAGGCUCGUCGGAAGGAUUCCACCGGAAUUUGGGAAGCAAAUCCCGGGGAAUGUCACUCUUGACCUCUCGUUCAAUAAUCUCACAGGAGAAAUCCCGGAAAACGUAGCUUUUCUCAAUCAGAAAACGGAAUCGUUCGCUGGCAACCCGGAUCUAUGCGGGAAGCCACUGAAGAACCUGUGUGCCGUGACUUCCGUUCUUUCUGCUCCGUCCAAUGUCUCUGAAAUUACUUCUCCUCCUGCAUUUGCAGCUAUUCCGAACACUAUAGACUCGACACCUGUAGCUGGUUCAUCUGGAACGUUGAAUGGGACUCAACAGGAAAGGGAGAGGGGUCUCAGACCAGGAACAAUUGCAGGCAUCAUCUUUGGGGAUUUGGCUGGUAUCGGAGUUCUGGCUAUGAUAUUCUUUUAUGUUUACCGAAUAAGGAAGAGAAGGAAGAAGGUGGUCAGUAGUACAGGAAGCGCAGAGAAGAAAGACGAAAUGGACGGGAAAGAUAUCUGGCCUUUGUCAUCAACGGAACCGAAAGGGCCGGCGUGCUGGUGCCUGGGAAAGAAAAAUGACGACGGCGAAGAGACGUCCGAGACGACGAGCACUGAUAGUGACGAAGACGAAGAGGAAAAGGUGGGUGAUGAACAGAAAAAAAAGCAACAAGAACAGAAGGGAGGGUCUCUUGUAACUGUAGACGGAGAAACGGAGUUGGAGCUGGAGACUCUGCUGAAAGCAUCGGCUUAUAUAUUGGGAGCGACUAGUGCGAGCAUAGUAUACAAGGCCGUGCUGGAGGACGGGACGACGCUGGCGGUACGAAGGAUCGGUGAGAGUGGUAUAGAGAGAUACAGAGAUUUCGAGAAUCAGGUCAAGCUUAUAGCUAAAUUGCGCCAUCCCAAUCUGGUGCGCAUACGAGGGUUCUACUGGGGUUCCGAGGAGAAACUCGUCAUCUACGAUUACGUCCCUUGUGGCAGCCUCGCCAACUUCAGUUACAAGAAAACAGGGUCAUCGCCAUGCCAACUACCCUGGGAAGUGCGACUCAAGAUAGCAAGAGGAGUGGCACGGGGGCUAGCGUAUCUGCACGACAAGAAACACGUGCACGGAAAUCUCAAACCAAGCAACAUCCUGCUAGGUCACGACAUGGAGCCGAGAGUAGGAGAUUUCGGACUAGAGAGGUUGGUUUGGGGCGGGGAAAGCAGCUACAAAGCCAGCGGUUCGUUCCGGCAUUUCGGAAGCAAGAGGUCCACCCUUUCUCGGGAGAGUUUGCAAGAUCUGCCAGCAGGAGUGAGCCCCAGCCCCAGCCCUAGCCCCAGUCCUUGCGCCAGUUCUUUGGGGUGCCCAUCUCCCUAUCAGGCACCCGAGGCGCUCAAGAACCUCAAGCCCAACCCCAAGUGGGACGUCUAUUCGUACGGAGUGCUGCUGCUGGAGCUCCUGACGGGGAAGAUUUUCUCGGAUAAGGAUAUGUGCCAGUGGAACAUCGUGGAAGAGAAGAACAGGGUGUUGAGAAUGGCUGACGUGGCUAUUCGAGCUGAACUGGAAGGCAAGGAGGACGCCUUGAUGGCAUGCUUUAAGUUAGGAUUGAGUUGCACAUCCAUUGUCCCACAAAAAAGACCCUCCAUGAAAGAAGUGGUUCAAUCCCUUGAGAAAAUACCAUCCACCGCCCGUUACUAUGACCGAUGAUGAUGAUCCACGGAGGCCCACGAAAGAUACAUGGCAUGGCGACCAAUCCAUAUAAAAGUUAAAAUUAGAUAGUGGGUGGAGGGGCCGAAAUGGUGUGUGUGUGUGUGGUGAGAGAAAGUGUUGUAUCUUGUAGUUGUAUGUAUGUAUGAUUGACUAAUUGAUUGUUAAUUAAAUGCAAGUGAGAUACCUUAGAUGGUGAUUGAUGA